GGUAUAGACAGUGUAAGAACUGUGCUUCUCGCUGGGCUUUUAUUUCAAAAUAUUGUCGCUCAAUACAUUCAAAUACAUUUAAUAUUAUAAUUAAGUUUUAGUUGUUAGUAAUAAUAUAUUAUCUAAAAUUAUUUCAUCAAAAGUACCAUGCCAAUGUAUUUCAUCUUUGAACCCAGUUGAAUUCUAAUUGUUUAUUUCAUUCUAAUUUCGUUACUAAAUUUUGUUACUGAAAUCCGAGAAGAGAUAUGAAUGGAACUACAAUGGAUCGUCAUGGACACGGCCAGACAAAUCCUAAAUUGCCUCGAAAUUACAAAUUAAUGGUUGAUCCAUUUUUAACAAAAGGAGCUACUAAACUUUAUAGGUACGAUGGAUUUAUACCAAAUGAUACUUCAUGUCCUCAAGUUGUACCCAGGGAUCCUAGAUCUCAUCUAACUAGAAUAUGGACAAGAUUGGAAGUAUUAGACCUACCAGUUCCGAGGUUCAAAAUCGAUGUUAAUUACAUUGGUGAACCGCCAGCGAUUGAAGUAACAUUAUUUCACUUGAACGAUAAUAUAGACAAAUUAUUUUUGAGAGACAUGUUACAAAAAUUUGGCCCCAUUGAAGAAUUAUUUAUUUAUUAUCACCCGGUUACAAAUAGACACUUAGGAAUUGGUAGAGCCAUAUUUGAAACAAUACAAAGUGCCAAGACUUGCGUCGAAAAAUUGAAUCAAACUAGCGUUAUGGGCAAGGUUUUAGAAGUAUUUUUGGACGCAUUCGGAGAAAAGUGUAAAGCUAAGUUUGAAGAGAUCACAACAGAAAAAAAACCCGCGGCUCUUCCACUAAAUACCGAAACUACGCCAAAAACAGAAGUGAAAGUUGAAGGAGAAAAAUCUUAUGAUCCCAAAGACGAAGAAUUCGAUGAAUCAGCAGAGCGAUACAAAAAGGAAAAAGAUAAGGAGCUUGAAAAAAAAUUACGAGACAGUAGUGAUAGACCUAGAGAAAAGGAAAAAGAUAGAUACGAAGGUAGGAGGAGUUAUAGGAGUAAUGAUUUUUCAACUCCAAGUAGCACGGAUCUCGGUUAUGGAACUGCUCCUAGCGAGUUUUCCGCUGCUAGUUUCGGAUCUGCUGGUACAACACCUUUAGCAUACGAUUAUCAUGGUCACCAUAUACCACCCCCUAUUCCUAAUCAUUUUCCUUUCACCACACCUACUUAUCAUCAUAUUCCCGCACCCCCGCCUACUGUAUGGCCCACAACUCCAAUGGCUACUCCCCAAUGGCCUCCAGAAAGCUGGGAUACAUCUCCUGCGGGUUUAACGACACCUGUAGCCUCUAAUAUUAAAUGGAGUAGUAAUGUUGAUGAGAAACCCCAGCAAAAAAAUAAGGAAAGAGAGCAUAAAGAAAAAGAAAGAGAGAAAGAUAAGAAGAGGGAUAGCGGGAAGAGUAAAAAGGAAAAAGAACGCGAACGGGACAAGGUCGAAGAAGAUAACAAACCACUAGAUCUGGAUACUCGUAUCGCUCUUCUUCUAAAAGAUAAAGGAUCUUGUGGUAUGGCCCCGCCUUUUCUAAGUUUCGGCGCCGAUUCAGACGACGAAUCCAAAUCUACUGAUUACCUGAAACAAGUUCCUAUUCCUACAUCAUUGGAUAGUGACGAUGAUGAUCGUUCUAGUAUAUCUUUGAGUGAUAUGGCUAUAAAUCCACCUGCACCUGAUACGGAUUUCGAUUUUUCCAAAAACGAUGAAAAUUCCCCUCUCUCUGUACCACCAUCGCCUUUCCUUUCAAUGGAAAUUUAUUUAAAUUGUCAUCAGCUAGCAUUAGAACAGGCUGUAGUAGCGAAGCAGCGGGAGGCUUUGGAAACGACGGCGUUAUUGAAAAAGGCACAAGAAAUGAACAAAAUUGGUAGCGAUAUAUCUUCCAGUGAGGAUGAAUUGUUGAUCGGUGGCCACAAUUACAGCCCUAUCAAUACAUCCGAAUUCAAAAACGAAUUUGUCAUGGAAAAAGUGAGUAAUGACGACGAUCGGAUGAGUUUGUCAUCGUUAAGUAGUAACGAGAAGAUAGAAGAAGCAAAACCGGAACCGCCGCCGCCUCCGUUACCUCCGAAUCCUCCUACAGCAGCUCCACCUCCUUUACCACCCAUACCUGGACUUUACCCGCCGCCGCAUUAUCCGCCAGGCAUUCCGCCACCUUAUCCAGCUGCGUUAUUAGGAAGACCAGCUACGGUUCUACAAGCAAAUUUAAGAGGUUAUCCAGGUCCUCAUUAUGCCACGCCGUUUCAUCAUUACCCGACUCCUCCUCCUCCACCUUCGUACGGUCAUCAAAACUGGCGACCUACGUAUCCCUACGGUGGUCACCACAUGUACCUUCCUCCGUUCCAAUACGCCCAAUUUCCACAAUACCCUACACCGCAGUAUAAUCCUUAUCAACUUCCCCCUAAAAAAACGGAAGAUAACAAAAAUUACCCCCACGCCGCCACCAUUAAUUCCGUGAUACAACAAGUGACCCAAGAAUUGAAGACCAUCCUUAAAAGGGACUUUAAUAAAAAAAUGGUGGAAUCUACGGCGUUUAAUAAAUUCGAAUCUUGGUGGGAAGAAGAGAGCUGCAAAGAAAAUAAGAUGAAAGAUAAGGAAGAUCAACAAUCGGAUAAAGCAGUUUUGUCGCGAGACAACAUCAACGUACUUUUAGAAUCGACACGAGAAAAUCUCUACAGUAACAUAAACCUGGAUUCUUCUAUGGGUAUGGGUUUGGGUUUGAAAGCGUCCCUACCGAAAAUGCCGAGUUUCAGACGGAAGAAGAUCCCGUCUCCCAUACCAGAAGAUGAGGACGGUCGAAAAGCAUCCGAUAACGAAGAAAUAAUCCACGAUUCAGAUUCGGAAGCUACGGCUAGGAGGGAAAGAAAGACUUCUGUCAGUAGUACCAGUAGUUCGUUUAGUACUUUCACGUCAUCGAGCGACAGUGACAGUUCAGACGAAAGUUCUUCGGAUUCGGAAACCGAAGCAGAACAAAUAAAUAGGAGUGGAACUCCCGUAGCUAACGAAAUUAAAAAAAUUAAAGAAGAAGAAGAAAUGGAAAUCGAGGGUCGACUAAGCGAACCUAUGGAAGAAAGUAAUUCGCCGCUACGCGACGAUAUACAGGCGAUGAAUAAAACUCCUGAACCGAUACAAAUCGAUCGUGACGAUUUGGCAGCUAUUAAAAAACCAUCACCGGAAACUGUUCAUAAAAAAUCUCUAAUUUACGAUAGCGAUAGCGAUAUGAGCGAUACGGAACGAAUGAUUUUAGAAAGACGUAGAUUAAAUACCGAAUAUAUGGAACAGAUUGAAAAAGAAAAACAAGAAAUGUUAGUAAAACAAACCAAAGAUAAUAAAAUUACUACGGACGAAUUGAAAUUAGAAGAAGAAAGUUCGAUUGAAAUGAAGGAUGUUAUGGAAAAAUCCUUGGAAGAAUUGGAAGCGGAACGGGACGCUUUAUUACAACAAGUCAGAAAUCCUGAACCGCCUUGUAUAACAGACACGAAAGAUAAAUUGAAGAGGGUAUUUGAUGAAGUGGUGAAAGAAAAGUUCGUAAUGAGUGAAUCGGAAGAUGAAACGAAUCGUGAUAAGAAGAAGAAACAACGGAUGGAUUUGAACGGAGAUAUAACAACGGUUAAAAGGUUAUCCGAAAGUUCAACUGGCGAAAGUAGUCCUUCAAGUCAAGUUGUGAUUGAGCAUUCGUAUUGCAUGCAACGACCAGAUUUACCGAAUACGCAACAACAAGAUCAACAACACGAUGCUACUGUCGUCCUUAAGGAUCACGAAUACCUACCGAAAGAAGAAAAAAUUGAAAUUCAAAAACCGGUAUCACCUAAACCGGUUAAACCCCGUAAACAGAAGGGACGUAAAAAAUUACAAGAAUUACAAAAUAAAUACGAUUACGAAAAUCAAUAUUAUUGGAAAAAAUCUGAUAUUCCUUAUAAUAUACAUGGUGGGAUUCAACAUAAGAUUAGAGAUCAAAUGUCUGAAUUCGGUAUUAUUUACGAAUUUCUCGCUAAGGGUAUCGACAAAGAAGAUGUAGAAUAUAUUAAAAAAUCUUACGAAGAAAUGCUCUCGAAUGACACUAUGGGUUAUUGGUUGAACGAUACCCAUUGGGUGGAUCAUUGUAUUACGGAUCUCUAUUCUAGUCCUCCAAAACGAAGAAAAAAAGACGAAAGACAACACGUGACCGGUAGUGCUCGAACUGAAGGUUAUUAUAAAUUAUCGGCACACGAAAAAUCUAGGUACAAAUAUCAUCAUGCGAAAUCGCACGCCAUUACUACGACUUUGGCAUCGGCGGCUGUUAAUAAACAAGGAUUAAGUAGGGAGGCGAGAUCGAAUCAGAGGAGGUUGCUAACCGCUUUCGGUGGUGAUACCGAUUCAGAUUUGCUUAAAUUCAACCAACUGAAAUUUAGAAAGAAGCAACUUAAAUUUGCGAAAUCUGCCAUUCACGAUUGGGGGCUGUUCGCCAUGGAACCAAUCGCAGCCGAUGAGAUGGUUAUUGAAUAUGUUGGUCAAAUGAUCAGACCAAGUUUGGCCGAUCUAAGGGAACAGAAAUACGAGGCAACAGGAAUUGGUAGUUCGUAUUUAUUCCGUAUAGACUUGGAAAAUAUUAUAGACGCCACAAAAUGUGGUAAUCUAGCCAGAUUCAUCAACCAUAGUUGUAACCCAAACUGUUACGCAAAAGUGAUAACUAUUGAAUCACGUAAGAAAAUUGUGAUAUAUUCCAAACAGAACAUAGGAGUUAAUGAAGAGAUAACGUACGAUUACAAAUUCCCCAUUGAAGAUGAAAAAAUACCGUGUUUGUGUGGCGCUCCCCAAUGUAGGGGUACUCUCAAUUAAAUUGGUUCUGAAGACAUGGAUCUAAUCUAAUGAAUUUAGUUAUUCGUAUCUUUUCAAAUGUCUGAUAAGGAUUUCGGUACCUCUUUUACCUUUUUGUCCCUAGUUUAUUUCCCAUUUCUUCUAUCACCUUCUUUUUUUCACCCUUUCAUAUCUAGUUUGUUUGGUUUAUCAAUUUCUGUCUUGAUCUCUCUCUUUGUGUUCCAAUGGUGUGUUUUAUCUACUCUAUUUGUACUUUUUCAGGUGUCAAAUGAGGUCUUCGGUACAUCUUUCAUCUUUUUAACCCCAAAGUAUCAAAUUUUGUCUUGAUAUUCCUGUUCAUCUUUUAACAGUGUAUCUUACCUACUUUAUUUGUACCUUUCCAGGUGUCAGAUGAGGGUUUUGUACCUCUCACACCCCUUUAUUCUACCGUCUCCUCUUUUUUAUCUUUUUGUCGCUAGUUUAUCAAUUUCUGUCUUGUUCUGUUCCUUAGUUUUUCAAUGUUGUGUCUUAUCUACCUCAUUGUGUCAAAAUAGGCCUUCAGUACUUCUCCUAUUGCCUCUUUUACCUUUUUGACCCUGGUUUAUCAAUUUUUGCAUUGAUAUCUUCGAUUUCAGUUCUUGUACCUAUUUUCUUCUUUUCACCUUUUUGUCCCGAAUUCCUUCCUUUUUUAAUUGUGUGUUUCACCUACUUUAUUUUUUUCUUUAUCCUAAUCCAUGACGAUUCAGAAGUUUCUUUUUGUUUUCUAUUUUUGCCUCUGUUGUUACAUUAUGUUUCUAAUGUCUUUGUUCUUUUUGUCCCGCUAUUAAAUAUACAUUGUGGGAAAGCGACUAACGAUGAGGUGUAAAUAUUUUGUACAAAUCGGCGAUCUUUAUUUUUUUUUUUGAAAAAUGGAUGUGUGAUGUUUUAAAUAAAAAAACAUUCUAGGUUAAGUGUGUAUUGUAUAUAAUAGAAUCGAUAAUUGUGAACUUUUUUAAUUGAGUUAUUUUUUAUUUGUAAAUAUAUAUUUCCUUUGUAUAUAUUAGUCAUAAUCCAUUAUUGUUAAUAUUGUUUUUAAUUGAAAAAAAUAAGCUGAAAGAGAGAAUAUACAAAAAAAUUGUA
Messenger RNA from Diorhabda sublineata, 5900 nucleotides. It is a transcript of the gene Set1, whose product is annotated as histone-lysine N-methyltransferase SETD1. The transcript has 19 exons. The record is from RefSeq and is a predicted model, not a curated record. Gene Ontology annotation, cellular component: Set1C/COMPASS complex. Gene Ontology annotation, molecular function: protein binding; histone H3K4 methyltransferase activity; RNA binding. The coding region runs from base 246 to 4823 and encodes 1525 amino acids. NCBI's taxonomy places the organism in Eukaryota, Metazoa, Arthropoda, Insecta, Coleoptera, Chrysomelidae.